This is a messenger RNA of Zalophus californianus (California sea lion), 2082 nucleotides long. It is a transcript of the gene STX18, whose product is annotated as syntaxin 18. Gene Ontology annotation, biological process: retrograde vesicle-mediated transport, Golgi to endoplasmic reticulum; intracellular protein transport. Lineage: Eukaryota; Metazoa; Chordata; Mammalia; Carnivora; Otariidae. Gene Ontology annotation, cellular component: endoplasmic reticulum; SNARE complex; membrane. Gene Ontology annotation, molecular function: SNAP receptor activity. Bases 72 to 1079 code for a protein of 335 amino acids. The transcript has 11 exons. The record is from RefSeq and is a predicted model, not a curated record.
CCGGGCGCACGCCGCGGUCGCAAGCUGCUGACGUGGGCCGGCCGGGAAGUGGACCGGGGGUGUGGGUCGCUAUGGCGGUGGAUAUCACGCUGCUGUUCCGGGCCAGCGUCAAGACCGUGAAGACGCGCAACAAAGCUCUGGGAGUGGCAGUGGGCGGCGGCGUCGAUGGCAGCCGCGACGAGCUCUUUCGCCGGAGCCCCCGGCCCAAGGGCGACUUCUCCAGCCGGGCGCGGGAAGUGAUUUCACACAUUGGCAAACUGAGAGAUUUUCUUUUGGAACACAGGAAAGAUUAUAUUAAUGCUUAUAGCCAUGUCAUGUCUGAAUAUGGAAGGAUGACAGACACAGAGCGAGACCAGAUAGACCAGGACGCGCAGACGUUCAUGAGGACCUGCUCUGAAGCAAUUCAGCAGCUGAGAACUCAAGCGCACAAGGAGAUGCCCUCCCAGCAAGUGAAGGAGCACAGGAGCGUGGUUCUGGAUUUCAUCGAAGAUUACUUAAAAAGAGUAUGUAAACUUUACUCAGAACAGAGAGCCAUCCGAGUUAAACGAGUGGUGGAUAAGAAGAGACUAUCUAAGCUGGAACCAGAACCAAAUACAAAGACGAGAGAAUCCAUGUCUUCUGAGAAAGUUUCACAGAAUCCUUCACAAGACUCUGAAGAAAAACCUGUCACUGAAGAAUAUCCAGAGAAGGUUCCGGCUGAAUCACAACCUGAACUGGGCACCUGGGGAGAUGGCAAAGGUGACGAUGAAUUAUCCCCAGAAGAAAUACAAAUGUUUGAACAAGAAAACCAGCGCCUAAUCGGUGAAAUGAACAGCCUAUUUGAUGAAGUGAGGCAAAUCGAAGGGAGAGUGGUUGAAAUUUCCAGACUCCAAGAGAUAUUCACAGAGAAGGUUUUACAACAGGAAGCCGAGAUCGACAGCAUUCACCAGUUAGUUGUCGGAGCAACCGAGAAUAUCAAGGAGGGUAAUGAAGACAUCAGAGAGGCCAUUAAAAACAACGCCGGCUUCCGCGUGUGGGUCCUCUUCUUCCUGGUGAUGUGCUCCUUCUCCCUGCUCUUCCUGGACUGGUACGACGGCUAGCCUGCCCUCGCUGCUCCUGGCCGAUGGCGCGCCGUCGGGGGUCUCCGCAGCGGAGCCGGGCUGCGAGUGGAUGGUAUCAUCAGCCGUUUGGGGGGGAGGGGGCUGGGACAGACGGACACUCUCACGAAGGGACACCCAGACCUGUGGUUUUAAGCCCAUUUGGUAGCUGAGAAAGAAAAUAACGAACACAAACGGAAAGGGGCCUGUGUAGCGAUCCUGACACAAGGUGGGUGAGGUGGGGGUGGGGGGGGUUCCCGGCUGCACCUGCACCGGAGACCAUGUGGAGGGGCUGCCCGGAGGCCGGGCUCAGGGAGGCUCCCGCUUUGCCCUUCUGGUGGCUUCGGGAAAAGUGCUGGCUAGUAACUUCACAACAAUGAUCAUUUCUUUGUUUCCUGUGGCGUCUUGUCUGCCUGAGCCCUGUGAUAGUCACCAUAUUCUAGAAAACGCACCUUUGCCCUGUUAAUCUCAUAAAUGCAACUAGAGCUCCUUCGUGUCCUGUCGGCGGGUCCGAGCAUAGACGUGCAGCGGACACCUGCCUGCCGGGUAGGGAAGAAGUGUGGGGACAGACUCUGGGUACUUGGCAAGGGGCCCCUGGGGCCCGAGGAGCUUUUGUCCAGAGCAGGAACCUGGCCUGCGGUUCCUGGACCUGUGCGCCUGACCGUCGAGGAAACAAAUAGGAACGCCUGUUUGCAGUGGGAAGCCCAAGACUUCUGGAGCCACGUCUGUGCAGAAAGCACGUGGGUGUUCGCGGGCCCGCACCCCCGUGUGCAUGCGGAUGGCUCCCCCGUGUGCGGUAUGAGUCUGUCCUGCAGCCGCGGGGAUCCUUGUGUGCCCAGUGAAAGUGUCAGAAGUUAACCUGCGAGUGAAUUUACAUCAAUAAAAUGUCUACUAGAUGCCCAGAGGGGUGUGUUGCCUUAGUGGGGCAUGUCCGUGGGCCUGGCCGCGCUCACAGAUGUACGGUCCCUGCUCGCCGUGCGUCCUUGCGGCCUUCACUGCACACAGC